This is a messenger RNA of Drosophila albomicans, 1214 nucleotides long. RefSeq names its product oxysterol-binding protein-related protein 11. The transcript is spliced from 3 exons. The coding region runs from base 247 to 939 and encodes 230 amino acids. NCBI's taxonomy places the organism in Eukaryota, Metazoa, Arthropoda, Insecta, Diptera, Drosophilidae. The record is from RefSeq and is a predicted model, not a curated record.
GUCAGCUGUUUUAAAACGAACUGGCAACACUCUGAAUAGAAGAAUAUUUUUGCCAAAAAGUUAUCUUAGUUUUUUUCGUUCAUUUUGUUUAUUUGCACGCGACAAAGAAUAACUGCAACAAUUCUGCGCAAAAUCAAAGCGACGCUGCAACGCAAGAAGCCCCGAUACAAGCGAAAGCAAGACCAGCAACAAGCACAAACGGCUCCCCGCCUACAAGAGACAACACAGCACCAAAUCGCAGAAGAUAUGGAAAGCAAUCUGAAUCGAAUGAUUAAUCAAACGCUGCGCCACCCACUCAGCGGGCAGCUCAGCAAAUACACAAAUGUGAUGAAGGGCUGGCAGUAUCGUUGGUUUACAGUGGAUGCCAAGACGGGAUUCCUCAGUUAUUAUCUCUGCGAUUCGUCGGCAGUGGGCGAUGAUAUUGCUCCCUCACCUCAUGUGCUCGCCAAUACGCCGCGUGGUCAGGUGCAAUUGGCUGGUGCCGUUGUCUAUCCCAGCGACGAGGAUUCGCGCACAUUUUCCAUUGCCUGUGCCUCCGGAGACACCGUGAAAUUGCGUGCCAACGACGCCCGUGCUCGCCAGGAAUGGGUGGAUGGACUGCGUGCCGUGGUCGAGAGUCACACAAAGGCCAUGGACAUUAGCAACUCGUCACCGCUGCCAGCGCGUGAACUGCUUGCCGCCUCCGAUGCCAUGGUCUCUGCUCGCCAAGCUCUGUUUCUCACCGAGCAAUGUAACGCUUCGCUGGCGCGCGCCAUUGAAAACAUUGACUGUGCUUCCUUCUUGCCCACGGAUCCCGAUCUCUUGCUGCUCAAAGCCAUCUCCACGGCCAGCACACAGUGUCUGCAUCAAUGCCUUGGCCUGCUGCAACGCCAUCAGGAGAUCAAUCAGCCCAGUGCCGAGAUAACGCCCACCAGCAUCAUUCCCGUGACCUACCAAUAGCGAUUGCAAAUGAUAUGCGAUAGCUAAGCUAAUCUGUAUUACAUUUUAAAAGCAAUAAAGCAGCCUUGUUGUGUGAAUAUUCCAAAGAGUCAGAGAAGUUGCCACAAUUUGAGGAGGGAGGCAUGCGGUGGAAUAACCAAUAAGUAUAUCUGUAAUGAGGAUUGUUAUUCACUGGAAAUUAAAGUAAGUUAAAUUAGGAAUUUAGUUCUGAAAGAUGCGAUUACUUUGGAGUUACUUAAAUUAAUUGAAGCGAAAGGUUCUUUCACAUUAAAAAA